AUGGAUCCUUCCUUUUCACCGGAAACCUCCUUUAGUUCGCCGGAAUACUCCUCCCCAGAUUUCUUUCCUAAUUAUCCAUCCACCAAUCACCACUUCCUCCCUUUCAACGAAAAUGACUCCGAAGAGAUGCUUCUUUUUGGGAUCAUCGCCGACACAGUUGCCCACCACCACCACCAACCAUCGACCCCAACCAACCACAUUAAAGAAGAUGAGAUUUUAGAGAAAGACUGCAGCUACAGAGGCGUACGGAGGCGACCGUGGGGGAAGUACGCGGCGGAGAUACGUGACUCAACACGAAACGGAGUUAGGGUUUGGCUAGGAACAUUUGAUACGGCGGAGGAGGCAGCCCUGGCGUACGAUCAGGCGGCGUAUGCCGUCAGAGGUUCGGCGGCGGUGCUUAAUUUCUCGGAAGAUGUAGUGUAUGAGUCUUUAAGGAAGAUGGAUUACAAGUACGAGGAAGGGAGUUCGCCGGUUUUGGCAUUAAAGAAAAAGCACACCUUGAAGAGGAAAUCGACGAUGAAGAAGAAGAAGAAGCAGAAGAUAGAGAAGGAGGCUAAGGUGGGAAACGUUGUCGUCUUGGUGGAUCUGGGUAGGGAGUACCUGGAAGAAUUAUUAGGAUUAUCUGAGAGCUGUAGCAGUAGUAGUCAUAGCUGCCAUAUACAUAUACAUAUACAUAUACAUAUACAUAUACAUAUAUAUACAAUCACUCUUUCACAUCAAAAGUCCAACAUGAUCAAUUCUAUGUUUUACCAUUACUCCUCGCCGGACUUCUCUUCCAACUCGCCGGAGUACUCCUCCUCUAGUUCCCAACCUAACUAUCCGCCCACCGAUCACCACUACCUUCCCUUUAACGAAAAUGAUUCACAAGAGAUGCUUCUCUUAGGAGUCAUUGCCGACGCCCAGCCACCGCACACGACGAACCACCCUGAAGAAGAAGAAGAGUGUUUCAAGCCGGAGAAGGAGUGUAGUUACAGAGGCGUGAGGAGGCGACCAUGGGGGAAGUAUGCAGCGGAGAUACGUGACUCGACGCGAAACGGGGUUAGAGUAUGGCUGGGAACAUUUGACACGGCGGAGGAGGCGGCUCUGGCAUAUGACCAGGCGGCGUUUUCCGUCCGGGGUUCUGCGGCUGUCCUUAACUUCUCGGAGGAGUUGGUGUAUGCAUCUUUAAGGAAGAUGGAUUACAAGUACGAGGAAGGGAGUUCACCGGUUUUGGCACUAAAGAAGAAGCACACCAUGAAGAGGAAAUCAACGAUGAUGAAGAAGAAGAAGAAGAAAGAGGAGGCUAAGGUGAAAAACGUCGUCGUGUUGGAGGACCUGGGUAGAGAGUAUCUGGAAGAGUUAUUAGGGUUAUCUGAGAGCGGUAGCGGUAGCGGUAGCGGUAGCAGUAGCAGUUUUCGUUACUGAAGAUAGUAAAAGCAUGCAAGUUGUCAUACAACUUUUCUUCUCUCACACACACAUACACCUUAAGCACAUAUUUCUAUUAUUG
This is a messenger RNA of Cynara cardunculus var. scolymus (artichoke), 1486 nucleotides long. RefSeq lists its product as uncharacterized. The transcript is spliced from 2 exons. The record is from RefSeq and is a predicted model, not a curated record. Gene Ontology annotation, molecular function: DNA binding; DNA-binding transcription factor activity. The coding region runs from base 1 to 1404 and encodes 467 amino acids. NCBI's taxonomy places the organism in Eukaryota, Viridiplantae, Streptophyta, Magnoliopsida, Asterales, Asteraceae. Gene Ontology annotation, biological process: regulation of DNA-templated transcription; ethylene-activated signaling pathway.